Molecule: messenger RNA, 543 nt
Organism: Fomitopsis serialis
Lineage: Eukaryota; Fungi; Basidiomycota; Agaricomycetes; Polyporales; Fomitopsidaceae
Exons: 2
Coding region: 1-543 (180 amino acids)
Source: RefSeq, a predicted model, not a curated record
AUGAGAGGGGACACACACGUAUGGAUGUGGACAUGCAGUUGCACCAUCCAGUUGAGCGAACAGAGCACGAAUGAGGGGGUGAGAACAAGGGUGAAGGGUGGACAAACGUACUGGCGAACUAGCCAGCAGACACGGCAGAAGAGCAACGAGCGGGCAGAAGAUCAACGAGCGAGCGGGCGGAAGGGUGACAAGUGGGUGGACAGGCACAAGAGCCGGUGGACAGGCACAAGAGCCGGUGGACAGGCACAAGAGCCAGUGGACAGGCACAAGAGCCUGUGGACAGGCACAAGAGCCGGUGGACAGGCUCAAGAGUGGGCGGGCGAGCAUAAGAGGUGUAAACAAGUGAUUGGGCAGAAGAGGGGGAGACUGAGAGCAGUCAGACGAGCGAUCAUCGUCCAGUGCAUGCCUACAGGGCUUAUGUUGCCAGUUGUCAUCGUCUCUGUACAAAGAUCAUUGGUGUCUUGGAUCGCGGGGGCAGUCUGCGGAGUCAAUGUCACAAGCAGGGCACGCACCUUUGCUGGCCGCGAAGUCCCUUCUUCAUGA